ACUGUACAGUAACCCCACCUUGCCCCAGCAUCCAAAAGCUGCAUGACAAUUUGACAGAACGACCAUUGAAUUGAGUCUCGCCGUGCUUUCCUCUUUUGGUUCAAGCUCUCACUCAGCUUCCUACUUCUACUUCUUGAAUUUAUUGUGAUUUACAGCCCUCUCCGUUGUUUCUUACUUCAUUCACAGCCUCUGCCGCCCAUUAUUCAAUAACCAUCCACAAUCUACAACCCCUCCUUCAUCAAUCAAUCAAGCUACCAACCAUGCCCCAGGUAACAGAAAUCGCCUACCUAACCCUCAAACCCGACAUCGACCUCACAGGCACCUCCCCCACUGCGACCGCCUGGCAAGAAACCCUCUCUACCAUCCGUCAACAAACCGGUUUCCAGCGCUUGCACUGGGGCCUCACGCUCGAGUCUCCCGAGCUGCUCAUCCUUAUGAUCGACUGGACAUCCCUCGAAAACCACAAAUCCUUCACCUCCUCCCCCACCUACGGCCCCUUCCUCAAAAACCUCUCACCUCUGCUCGACGACGAAAACAAACCAGUACACCUCCACCACUUCACGCCCACCCCUUCUCCGCCCACCAUCCUGGGUUCCGCGCCCGUGGUCGAAUUCGCGACGUUCUACGACCCGGACCCCUCUUUCGCUGAUUCGCUGGGGGAAUUUCUUACGAUUGCGGAGAAGGGGGAGGGGGUUGUGGGGUGGGCGAGGGGAGGGGUUGUUGAGGGGGUUAGGAGGCAUGAUGGGAAGGGGAAGGGAGAGGAAGGGAAGGCGUAUGUUUUCUUGGUCGGGUGGGAGAGUGUCGAGAUGCAUAUGAAGUUUAGGGAGACGGGGGCGUUUAGGGAGAAUGUGGGCUUGAUAAGGGGGAAUCAUGGGGGGGUUGAGAUGUUUCAUGUUAAGUUUACGGCUGGGUAGGAGGGUAUUGUGGUGGAAUACGGUGUCCUCGGUCUUGGGUGCUCUCUGGCUUGUGGGGGGUAAUACACUGAGGCUGGUAUGAAUCUUUUUAAGCUUCACUGGUCACAUCUUAGUGGCGUUUUGUCGAUUGUGUCCGAAUUAUGUCCCGAUUAGCAUAUAACACAACGCAAGGACAGAGACAGGUCAGAAAAGUGGCUCUAGAGCGGCAAUCUUUGACAUAUCCUUGGUUUGCCUUGGAAUUCGCAACUAGAUAGAAAGGACACAUUGCUCUCUAAUGGUAAUCUUCUUUUCUAGAGUGCCUGAUGUUCUCAAGUUCGGAGUCACCAAUGUUGCUAUGGAGAAUAGGCUAUAGUCCUAUUAACUUGAUGGAAUUCAACCUUCUUCAUAGACUUUCAUACUAUAAGCUCAGGAG
Molecule: messenger RNA, 1326 nt
Organism: Mollisia scopiformis
Lineage: Eukaryota; Fungi; Ascomycota; Leotiomycetes; Helotiales; Mollisiaceae
Exons: 3
Coding region: 261-914 (217 amino acids)
Source: RefSeq, a predicted model, not a curated record